CUCGAGUAUAUGUUGUGUUGCUUUAAAUAUGCAGGGGGUUUGUAACUCACUCUUUUUUGCAUCAAGCUAUCAAACGCUCACCUUUGUUUUGAACCCAUCUUCGCAAUGCUCUACACGAAAACCAUCAACGGACAGCAAUUGUCGUUUAUCGACUAUGGCAUUCCUAGCGAGCGACCAGCCAUUGUCGUCUUCUCGGGCUGGUGCCAGGACCAUCGAGGCUGGGAAGAGCUUCUCCCGUAUCUGAUUUACGAGUAUCGGGUGGUUUGUUUGAAUUGGAGAGGGCAUGGGCCCAACCGAGAUCGUGUGGAAGACUUCGGUGUGGAGGAACAAGUAAAGGAUUAUUUGGCUCUGCUUGAAGAACUCGAAGUGGGAAAGUUCGUUGCUAUCUCUCAUUCCCACGGGGGCUGGGCUGCGAUGCAAGUUGCCCAGACGUUGGGCAAAGAACGAGUCCCAGCGGUACUGCUUCUCGAUCUUAUUAUGACAGAAGCUCCUCCGGAGUUUGUCGACACAUUAAAAGCCAUUCAAAAUAAGGAAACAUGGCGAGCGGCGCUGUUCGGUCUCAUUGCUGCUUGGGAAGCAAACACCUCAAAUCAUAAAUGGCGCGAAUCAAGAAUCAAGAAUGCCGGCGGACAUGGAUUCGAUAUGUGGGCUCGAGGUUGCCGAGAGGUCGAGAGAGCAUAUGCGACUUGGGGCAGUCCGAUGAAGCGCAUGGAAGCGAUGCCGGACCCUCCACUUCUUCGACAUGUGUUCAGCCACCCUAAACAACCUGGUUAUGUGGAAUUACAUGAACAAUUUCAGGGAAAGCAUGCCGAAUGGUUCUCGUUUGUCAAACUCAGUGGCGAAACCCAUUUUCCUGCCAUUGAAUUGCCGGAAUCAGUGAGCAUGACACUGAAGGAUCUUGUCGGGAGAGUGUCUGCUCAGGAAUGAAAGUGAACUUGACAUCGGGGUAUGUAACAUAAUUCACCGUUCAGGAAUUCUAAGAAGUUUAAAGAAAUCUGGUAGAAAGUAUCGUAUAGCCUACUUCCAUCA
Coccidioides immitis RS is the source of this 1029-nucleotide messenger RNA. RefSeq names its product dioxygenase. Bases 106 to 927 code for a protein of 273 amino acids. The record is from RefSeq and is a predicted model, not a curated record. Lineage: Eukaryota; Fungi; Ascomycota; Eurotiomycetes; Onygenales; Onygenaceae. The transcript has a single exon.